Molecule: messenger RNA, 798 nt
Organism: Archocentrus centrarchus (flier cichlid)
Lineage: Eukaryota; Metazoa; Chordata; Actinopteri; Cichliformes; Cichlidae
Product: kallikrein-11-like
Exons: 6
Coding region: 1-798 (265 amino acids)
Biological process (GO): proteolysis
Molecular function (GO): serine-type endopeptidase activity
Source: RefSeq, a predicted model, not a curated record
AUGGCAGCAACACGGUGUCUGGUGCUUCUUUUCUUUUCUCUGAGUGUCGCAGUGAACACAGAGGUGGAUCUGCAAAAGAGAAUCAUCGGAGGUCAUCAGUGUGAGCGACAGUAUCACAUCAAACUGAGAGCAGUUGUUGCAGGUAAAUCUUCAAGCUUGUGUGGAGGCUCUUUGAUCAGUGACCGCUGGAUUCUGACUGCAGCUCACUGUCUGAAGCCAGGAGGGAUCAUCUUUGCAAAUGUAAGCAUGCAUCAAGGGGCUCCACAACAAGAAGUGCAGAUAACAGCAAAACCUGAGAUUUAUUCAGACAACAACAACAACAACAACAACAACACGGUGAGAGAUCAUGACAUCAUGCUGCUGCAGCUACCGAGCACCUCUGAGGUUCCUCCUAUAGCACUUCCUGACUGUGGAAACCGUCCUGAAAGAGUUGAGAUUGCAGGUUAUGGCGCCACCACUGGACAAGCUCAUGGGAAAAGAAAACCUGGUGAAUCACCUGCUCUUCAUUGUGCAGACAUUGAGAUUGUCGACUGUAAAGAGCUCAGUGAUAUUUUGCAGAAAGAAUUCCCAGCGGCCUAUCAAGUCAAGAAAUAUCAGCACUGGUUCUGUGGACAAACUCCCGGCAUAGAUAUAUGUCGGGGAGACUCUGGUGGAGGAGCGGUACAUAAUGACAAGAUUUAUGGGGUCAUUUCCUUUCUGGGAAAUCCUGACUUUGUCUGCAGAGCCCCAGCUGCAUUCAUGGACCUCUGUGAUCCCGAAUAUGCAGCUUGGAUCAGGAAAACCAUUAAAGCGCUUUGA